Molecule: messenger RNA, 4575 nt
Organism: Varroa destructor (honeybee mite)
Lineage: Eukaryota; Metazoa; Arthropoda; Arachnida; Mesostigmata; Varroidae
Product: sentrin-specific protease 1-like
Biological process (GO): protein desumoylation; proteolysis
Cellular component (GO): nucleus
Molecular function (GO): deSUMOylase activity
Source: RefSeq, a predicted model, not a curated record
UGUGCUUGUGAAAUCGAUUUUUAGGUGACUGUAGUGUAUCAGUUGAUAGUUUAAUUAGUAUUAAAUUAUUAUUAUUAAUAUUAUUUAAGUAUUAGUUUUUUGUUAGUUUACUGAAGUCCGUUGGAUUUUCCUCGUAGCAACCGGAAAUAUCCUCGUUUCACCGUCAGCAAUGAUGUUCAACGAAAACAUCGCUGCCCUCGAUCUAGCCAGCAGCGGCGUAAAAUGGAUCAGCGCCUCUUCAUAUAGCAAAAUACUAGACGAGGAAAUUGCCAGACGUCAGGUCUCGACGCCUCGUCUCAAUUACGAGAUACCAAAGAUAUCCUUGUUGGACAUUAUGGGCGUGAAUUUAGACAGCCUUCACUCAAGACUUGACCUACCUAGGAUAGAAAAUCAAGACAACGAUGGAUAUCUUUUUCCUGCUACGAAGAAGCAGCAGCAGCAAGCCUUAGCGUUCGAUGUGGCUGACUGGCGCGCCCAAGUGCUGCUUGGUUGCAGUCGUAUCCGACGCGAAACUGAGGCGUUGGAGAAGGCUCGGGCCUUGGUGAGCGCUCGAUAUGGCAAGAAAUCAGCGACCAUAGCGGAACCGGGACCACAAGAUGUUCCUCUUACGGACGAGAUGCUUGCACGCGCCAUUACGGCGCUGAACGCUCCGCGGAACGAGACCCUCUCCGAACUACUUCGGUUAGAGAUCACUCGGAACGACCUUGAGACCCUUACCGGUCUCAAUUGGCUGAACGACAACGUGAUUAAUUUCUAUUUGACCAUGAUUGUCGAACGAUCGAAAGAGAACUCGUCGUUGCCCAAAACUUAUGCAUUUAGUACCUUCUUUGUAACAACUCUCGAGCAGAAGGGCUACGCUGGAGUGCGUCGAUGGACAAAGAAAGUCGACCUGUUUAGUCACGAUAUAGUGUUAGUUCCUGUUCACCUAGGAAUGCACUGGUGUAUGGCUGUUAUCGAUAUAAGGCAUACGACAAUCAAAUACUAUGACUCGAUGGGAAAACGAAACGACCGAUGUCUUCGGGAUCUUCUCGACUAUCUAGUUUCAGAAAUGAAGGAUAAGAAAAAAGAGCCGCUUGAUAUAAGCGAAUGGAAACUGGUCAACGUCGAGGGUCUGCCUCAACAGAACAACGGCUCAGAUUGUGGCAUGUUCGCAUGUAAGUACGCCGAAUAUGCUUCGCGUGACGCGCGGCUAAAUUUCACUCAGGGAGAUAUGCCUUAUUUCCGCAAGCGAAUGAUCGUAGAACUACUCGACCGUAAGCUCAUGCAGGCUCAUUGAUAAGCCAAUUUCGGUGUAGAAGUUACUAUGUGUAUAGGUUAUGCUAAUUGUGUAGAAAAUGUUAUUCAGAAAAAAACAGCUCUGUGACUUUUCAAAGUAUGCAUAACUGAUGCAUAGACGAACCUAACUAAUUUAUAAAUACGACAUCCAUAUAUUAUUUUUCAUCAUAUGACGAAAAUCAUAAUAUAGGUCACAUAUUUGAGAGCUGAGUCCUGAAGCGCGCAUGACACUAACGAAACAAUCGACUUGUUAAUGCUUUAAUUUGGAUUGUCGCCAGAAAACGGGUAUCUCGAUUUGGUUCUAUUAUAUAGAAAAAUAGGCGUGAUUUAUAUUCGGUAUCUGAGCAGUGAUCCCUUAUUAUUAUAGAAAUUUUUAAAAUAUUUCUAGUUACAUAAAGACAUUGAUAUAUUAACCAAUGCAAAUCGUACGAGGAACAGCUAGAGAAACAGUCGGUUAGCAUUUCUAUGACUGUUUUAAUGGACCCAAUAGGUACCACAAUCAUAUAUGGUACGAAAGAGCCUCGCAGCUGAUGCCGAUCGCAUGGAUCUUAUUGCUCUUGUAUGAAUGCUUAACAUUUUAGGUCAACUGUAUAUAACGUAUUGUGAUUUAUGCACCCAUAAAAUCAGGCUGGGUGUGUAUAUGUAUAGUACCUACUAGUAGAAUGUGAAUAGAAUGUAAACUGUGUACAUAGCGACAGAUCGUGGAAGAUUUAAUAUGGUUGAUCGAAUAAAUGACAUCUAUAUUUAUCUUCAUAAUUUCCACGCUGGCUCGUUCCAAGAAGUUGAAUUAUUUCGUUCUAAAAGAAACUGAAAUCUUUCAGUACAAAUAUUGAGGCAUGCUGAGGACCGCUAGGGUUUGGCACGGUAAUGUAGCUAACUUUCCACUUAUAUGUUGGGUGACAUCUCAGUAAAGGACUGCGCGAAUAUUUUGUGAGGGAUGUUGCUUUUCCCUUAGUCUUUGUGACUGCUGGGGGAAUGAACAAAGUACACUACAUGAGAGAAACAAGGGAGCUAAACCAAGAGCUAUCUAGGCUCUCAAUGCAGGUAUACUAAAUGUAAAGUUAUCAUACAAAAACGAAUUAUUUGUUUUCUCUUUGCAGCGAUUUUUCUACGUGUCGAAUAUGACAGUUCAGUUUGGUUUGAGUAAUAUUAGUGAAAUUUUUUCACACAGUAGAUUGGAUUAUGACUCCGGCUUAUGUGUAUUGUUCAGCUAACCAAGAUAGCUGCCUCUGCUUUGCGCAGGCUAUCGGGCUUUUCGUCCUUUUGAAAAAUAUAUAUAUUAAACAUAAAUAUUGCUUUUAGUUAGGCCACAAACAGGAGAAACAUUAUGUCAAACGUAUAUCAAAACUGUCAAAACAUCUUUAAAAGCACUUUUGUUUGUGGUUCUCACUUGAAAACGUUUUGAAGAGGUAAUUUAGGUACCGACACAGAGCUGUAAAACAGGAGUGGACAAGAUAUCUUUACAUAUACAAAUUCGGAAGCAGUCUUCAUUUACUUGAAAAAGAUAGGGGCUCAGGGCACGCCUGAUUUUAGCUAACUAAGUCAAACGCUCCACUAAAAUUAGGCUACAGUCUGAAGGAAACACCGUGUCACCAUUACGCGAAUACAUACCAUUUACUGCAUAUACGCAAGUGAACAGUUUCUUGUACACAGCUGACAGGAUGUGUUACCACUUAGUUUACUGGAUAUACUGAAACGUCAAUACAAGGAGCUAUAGUACAAGACUAUUAUGCAGUUUCAUCACAUCUCUACUAUUUCUAAGCAUUAGGAGCAAUACGGUAUUAGAACGCGAGGCAUAUAUUGGCAUUUCGAUAAGUGUCGUCUGAAAGCUCUGUUCGUUUUGAUGAAGUUUUCUUUAUAUCCAAGAAUUCUCUUAAAAUUUGACUACCACUGGGUCCUUGCGCCAUACCGCUCAAUAAGGUCUCAAAUAGAGCAUGCAAGAAACAAGCUAUACGCCAUUUGCUGAUUAAAUUCGCAAAUAUAACUUUUCGAGGUGACACUGCCCUUAUUAGUCGCAUAAAUUCUGUCAGAGCAUAUGCAAUUAUUAUAAUUAUUAUAGAUUGACAAAAUGUGAUAGAAAUUUAUUGUUAAAUGAUUUUUUUCGUGGAACUGAUCUCAAUUCCUUAGCUGCUGUGCCAUCGUUUUGGACAUUUAAGAGAUGCAGCAUCUUUAUAUCCUAUUUGAGCUGUUAAGGAUCGUUUAAGGAUAAAGUUUAGAAUGGUCUUCGUUCGACCUAGAAAGCAGACAUAUCUUCAAACUUCCAGUUAAAUUUUAACGAAGCAGCAAGUAAAAUUGCAGAUUACUUUAUGGGUGAAAAAUUGACACAUGGCCAAAUAUAUGUUCCUGUCUGCAGCUCGCGAACGUAAUUUUUGUGAUCUAGUAUUUCUUUACUGUCAUGCUGCAAUAAUUAGUAUUUAAAUUAUUUAGUUUUAAUACUAAUUGUAUCGCAUCGUUGAAGGUGGCUGACAAAACGUGAUUGUUAAGGACAUAAUUGGUUUCAAGACGCCUUACUUAAAAUGACUACGUUUAUAUGAGGUACGUCAUUUUAGGGGAUUCCCAGCUUGUAAGUGUAUCCUGCUGUUUAAGAUGUAUGCGAAUAUUGGUUAGAUUUAAAUUUACUAUUAUUAUUAGGUAACAGCACACAUAUAGCAGAAAGAAAAGUGGUAGCGGUGGUCUAAACGAAUGGACUAGAUAUAAAUAAAAUCAUGAGCAAUUCUACAAUUGAGUUGCCUAUUUCCCAAUAAUGGGCUUUGCACAAAAAUUGUGUAAACGAAUUAUUCUUCUUAGAAAUUUGAAAUGCUAUAGUUUUGUGGUAUCUUCUGCAAUUGUUUUCUCUUGACGCAAUAAGGGUGACUACAUAUCGUAUUUAUCCAGCUACGCACAGGCUUUCUUAUAACAAAGCUAUAAUAACUAAUCUAAUAGAUAAAGAUGAGUUAACAAAACAUUUAUAUAUUCAAAAGCUUAUCCUAAUUGAGCUUUUGUGAGGAUUUCAGUACCAUCAGAAAUCAAUUUCCGUCCAAGCUGCGAUCAUUAAUACGCAAUGAAUCUUCUUGUAUUUAUGUGUCUGCAAUAGGUAGGAACUAAACAGAGACGUUUAGAUAUAGUCAUUAAAAGAAACAGAUAAACACCUUCUAUAGAAUUGUUCGUACUGAUAGGAACGCGGAACAGUCCUCAGUAUGGUAUAUGGUAUAGUAGUUUAUUAGUAGUAGAGUAUUUUAAUUGUAGUAGAAAGUGCUACCGGGAAAAAUGACUGAGCCCUGAGGGUCAGCCAUGAGGUUAUUUUAACAUAAUUGUGUAGGA